AUGUACUUUCUCUUGGUCGUGUUUAUAACCCUCGCUGCUGGAAUUUCCCAUGGUCAACCUUCGACCACUCCGGGCAAACUCAGCACUGCAUCGCUUUCAGAUCUCUAUGUUGAAAACGCCCCCGACUAUCUCCGACCAUAUGUGAUUCCGCACUAUGCGAACUCUCAUGCAGUCUCCGUUGGCAGCCAAGUGUACAGAUUUAUGGUAACGGGUCCGUCCUCCGACUAUGCCUUCACCCUUAUGAGCACAAGCGCUCCUGUGAGCACAGAACUAGGUGUCCUACCGCAUAUCCACCAGAAACACUAUGAGAACUUCUACAACUUGAAGGGCCGCUUUCAACUGUGGGCGGAUAAAGGAAAUGGUGGGCAACAAGCUCGUCUUUUGUCUCAAGGCGAUUAUGGCUCGGUGCCUCGUAAUACGACCCAUACCUUCCAAGUCUUAGAUCCAGAUACUGAGAUGAUCGGUGCUAUUGUUCCCGGAGGCUUCGAGGACUUGUUCUACGCACUGGGAACUAAUUUCACUUCGUCAACAAACACACCUUAUGUUCCCGCAGCUAGCAGUGAUUCAACCUCUGGCGGCAGUGAUGCUAGUACCAUCUCCGCCCUUCAGCAGUUUGACGUCUAUUCGCAACUGGAUUUCGUACCUCGCCGCGAUUUGAUUAAUGGAACCGCGCCGUCUGGCACAGAAUGGCACACAGGCUCUAACUCACUGGGAGCUCCCGCUACACCAUAUUUCAUUGCCAAUGGGUACGGGCCAAAGUAUCUCAACUCUCGAUAUGGGUAUCAAAUUGUACAACCGCUUGUCACACCCACUCAGGCCCAGGAUGUCAAUUUCACUCAGUCCACGAUCACGAUAUCCAGACUGCAAAGCAAUAUCACAGCACCAGUUUACAGUCAGUCUGGUUCCAGCGCAUUCCAGGUUGUUGAAGGAAUCCUGAAAAUAAAGAUUGGAGACUAUCCAACUGCGAUGUUGACCACGGGUGAUGUGGCCUUCAUACCCGGAAAUGUGUCUUACAGCUACCGGAGCGAUGUCUUCUUCACCAAGGUACUCUAUGUGAGCCGUGGAACUGAUGGAUUGGACCAGAAGCUGAUUAAAGGCGGCAAACACUGGGACUUCCCUACAUUUCCCAAGGACUGA
Molecule: messenger RNA, 1137 nt
Organism: Penicillium verrucosum
Lineage: Eukaryota; Fungi; Ascomycota; Eurotiomycetes; Eurotiales; Aspergillaceae
Exons: 2
Coding region: 1-1137 (378 amino acids)
Source: RefSeq, a predicted model, not a curated record